UUCUCUUUGAAUUUGAAGUUUAAUUUAACUGAGACACAAAGAUGAGUUCAUCUUGGAAUCUGGCAAAUUUAGCAGGUUUUGCAAAAAAAAACAAAAAACAAUAACAAUCAUCCAGCACACAGUGAAGGGGUGAAGGGUUUAAUGUUAAAGUGAAAUGACUAAAUUAUUGAAUCAAAAUAAAAUACAGGUAAAAGCAAGUUUAAUCUGUUCCUGGAUGUUAUUUUUGGUCUUUAAUGGGACUUCAAAGAUUUUGAAAUCCACACAACCUGAUUUAGAAUAGGUUACAGCAGCGUUUAUCUGACCAUAGUUCGUUAAAGUAGACAAAAGCUGGAGGUUAACCAAAGAAUGCAUUUAGAAGUGAUUGUGGUUUAAUAGAUAAUGGUGUCAUUUCCCACAUUUUUGUACUGUAGCACUCGGCACAAAAUGGAGCCUGUACAGUGGUAUUUCUACACUGGACUCCUGUUGUUUUAGCCAUGAUGUUCUUGAUGGCUCAACCUCUUUCCUCCCCCCAUAUCUGCCUGGUUCUGGAGCACUUGUGCUUCUCACGCCUGCCCCUGGCCAGAACACCACUGCCUGACUGAGCAUGUGCAGAGGAGGGCUCUGUUUAUAUUUAGCCACGGACGGUCCAGGCCACUGCCGGUUGGUGUACCCCUCCUUUCCUGCAUGUCCUUCUGGUUCAGGAUGUGACAUCAGGACACUGCCUGAUUGGAGGGACAGGGGCCUGGAUGAAUGGUCUCAGGAUGCGAGACCUCAGUCAGACAUAUGGGCUGCAUCAACAGGAUGAGAACUCGGUGGAGAUGUGCACCUUCAUCUGCAAGGUCCAUGAGGACAGUCCAGCCAAGCUGGCUGGUCUUAAAGUUGGAGACACCAUUGCUAGAGUGAACGAUUCUACCGUGGAAGGCUUCCGCCACAAAGACAUCGUCCAGCUCAUCAGAUCGUCGGGUAACACCAUUAGGUUGCAGACCGUGUACAGUGAUGCUAUAAGAAAAGCUGAACUUGAGGCCCGCCUGCAAUAUUUGAAGCAAACCCUGCAUGAGAAGUGGGAUGAGUACCGCUCGCUGAUGGUGCAGGAGCAGAGGCUGGUUCAUGGCAUCGUGUUGAGUGACGUGGCGUUGUACGAAUCUCUGGAGUCUGCAGGCGUGUAUGGCAGCCUGGGUGCCCCAAGCCCGCUGGUGUCACGCACCUUCAGCUGCUCGGGCAGUGCCAACAGCAGCGUCAGCCAGCUGAGUUCAGCUACAGGCGACGACGACCCGCUCUACCAGACCUGCUUCUACCGGGCCGAGGGCGCCAGUGAGGAUGGCUGCCGGGGCCCUGCCGUGGGUGCGGAGGACCGGUCUCAGCGGACACGGUCUCACUUUCUCCGGCCUGCCAGUGAGCUCUUUGCCUCGGCCAAGACGUCACUGGUGCGCAGUGCCAGCACACGCAGCUACCUGAGAGGCACGUCAGGGUCGGAGACGUCGGUGACAUCGGCAUCGUCGGUGGCGUCGGCGCCUCCCGGAGAGGGAGGUAAGCGCCAGUGCGGUGGUCUCAGCUUGCUGCAGCGGAAGCCCAAACCCAUGAGUUUCAGACGGAGGCUGCUUAAGUUCAUCCCCGGACUGAACCGGCCCCUAGAGGAGGAGGAGAGCAAACUGUGAGUCGCUCGGAGACUGGGUGCUGUGCACCAGGGACACCAGCGCAACGUGCCAAAGAGCCAAACACCAAUGAACAGCUUCGAGAAAGAGAUCAUGAUGAACCAAGAAUGAGGCCAGCCUGGCCAAAAAAGAUCAAUGCUUUCUGUCCAUCUUAACUCAGGUCAAAGGGACAUUUCACAAGAAGGGACAGUUGACAUGUUAAGGUUUUUUUUAAAAUGUAUUUUAAAUGUGAUUUGGACAUUUAUAUUAGAUUUGAUUUCAUUUUCAUCUCAAUUUCUUAACAAACUUAAAAUAUACUUACAAUUUCUGGAAGUGCUUAAGUAUUAUUGCAAUAUUUUCAAAUGCCAUCCAUUCACUCAAAUUGAUUUCAUUUUUUCAGUGCUUCAUUAUAAACAGCAAGAUAAUAUUUUACCUUUUUGUAAAGUAUUUAAAACAACUGGUCAGUACUUUAUAAUAGUUAUUGUAAAUUCAGAAUAUUAAAUCUGUCAAAUAUCUGAGACAAACUGAAUCAUUUCUGAGGGCUCAGAGGAUGAAUAAAGCAUUCAAGCCAUUCAAGCCAUUCAAGACCAAAUUAGAAAUGGGGAGAAAAAAAAGUUGUAAAAAAAUCAAACAGCAAAGAAGCUAAGAAGUGUAACUGGCAUCCUUCAGACUCAGACGUGCGCCUGCUUGCUCUCCAGCUGACAGUCCAACACCUCCAUCACUGCUGCCCCUGUAGCGUGUUCUGCACUCUUGUUAAAUAAGUGAACCUUUUGUAUAUAUUUUUGUUUCUACAACGCCAUUUUUUAAGUUAUUUAUUUAUUUUGCUUUCUUUGUUUAAGAUGAAGGAUAUAUUUUCUGUUGGAUUUUUAUCUUUUGGCUUAAAUUGAAGAAUUCCAAGGACCAUUUAGUGAGUGAGGACAUUAUGCCAAAAGAGGCGGUUACAUGUGUACACGUGUAUUCUGUACUUUGCGAAUGCGGCGAUAAAAUCAAACCUCAAAAUAAACGUAUGCUAUCAUCUGUU
Molecule: messenger RNA, 2631 nt
Organism: Electrophorus electricus (electric eel)
Lineage: Eukaryota; Metazoa; Chordata; Actinopteri; Gymnotiformes; Gymnotidae
Source: RefSeq, a predicted model, not a curated record